This is a messenger RNA of Paramuricea clavata, 573 nucleotides long. Lineage: Eukaryota; Metazoa; Cnidaria; Anthozoa; Malacalcyonacea; Plexauridae. The record is from the annotation of a GenBank genome assembly.
AUGGGCAAGAAACAUAGCACCUUAUCAGGUGAACAUCUUGAAAGACUUCGAUCAAAGACUCAGUUUUCAGAUGAAGAAAUUCAGAAAUGGCAUGAUAUCUUCAAAAAGGAUUGUCCAAGCGGUAAAAUGUCGCGUAGUAAAUUUGAAGAGUUAUAUUGCAGUUAUUUUCCUGACGGAGACGCGAAGAAAUUCGCCAGACAUUGUUUUAGAACAUUUGAUAAAAACAAUGACGGAACUAUAGAUUUUCGUGAGUUUUUGUGCAGUUUGUCAAUUAUAUCCCGCGGUUCCCAGGAGGAAAAGUUAAAAUGGGCAUUCUCUAUGUAUGAUAUAGACGGCAGUGGGACAAUCAACCGAGAAGAAAUGUUAGAAAUUGUACGAGCUGUCUUUAAAGUUGCUGGGAGAACAAAAGUUAAGUUGGCAAGAGAUGAAAGUACCCCUGAACGAAUGGCUCAUAAAAUAUUCUCUUUGCUUGAUUCGAACAAGGAUGGGAAUAUAAACGAAGCAGAAUUUGUGGCUGGAGCAAAACAAUAUCCUACGUUUAUGAAACUGCUUGAGAAUCCAAGCUGCAUGUGA